CCGAAUCCUUCUAAAAACGCAUAUACAGAUACAAUUUUAGGGUUUUCUUUUCCAGUUACGGCAGCACUCUCUGUCUGACUUCUCUCAGGCACGGCGAGCCACCGCCGCUUGCGCGGCCGCGCCUCCUCCUCGGACCACGGCUCCACCUUCCUCUAGGCCCUCCGCCUCCGGUCUUGGCAUUGAUUCCAUCUCUCAAUCGAGCGCUGCUAGAGCUGAGCUGCUGUCUGCGGCUUCGGGAGCCAAGCUGCUCCCUACGACUCUGAGAGCAGCGGCUGCGACCCUGGGUGACUGCGACUGCGCCGCUCCCUCCGGCUCCUUCACGGCCCUUUACGAUCGCGUCGGUGACUGAAAGACGGCAAUGGUGUUAGCCCAACCCCGCGAUGAAACCAAAUCAGCAGACUGAGGAUGUCAAGACCGACCCGACGGAGUUCUCCUCAACAAUCAUCAGAAUAGCCGUCUCUCAGAUUUGUAGGUCUGUCGGCUUCAAAGCCAUCCAGUUUUCAGCCCUCGAACUCCUCACGGACUUGGCCACCCGGCACCUCCGGUCGAUAGGCCGAUCUGCGGUUUCAUCUGCCAAUGCCUCGAACAGGACUCAGCCCAAUGUCUUCGAUCUUGUUAACGCUUUCAAUGACCUCAACUCGGUAAUGGGUUUCCAAGGUGCCUGUAAUCUCCACAAGGAUUAUGACCCUUUGCUUAGCUCCGGCGCGUUUGCCGAUCUCGUCCGCUUUGUCCAGUGCUCUCAUGAAAUUCCUUUCGCCAGGCCAAUUUCCCAUUUGAGUUCGAGUGAUUCAUCUGUGCCUGUUGUUCCCUGUAAUAUUAUUCAAAGAGAGUCCGGAUCCUGUCCGGGUCACAUUCCUAGAUGGUUACCUGAUCUUCCCGACUCAAGCACAUUCGAAAGAAGUCACGAAGACUUGGAGGACCGGUUGAAAAGGAGAAAGUACGAAUUAUGGGGCGAUGCAGUGUCUCCAGAAGCCAACGAUGAUUUCAGCACGAUGGACGCGGGGGAGAGGAGGGUCCAAACGAAGAACGGGAAACAGAUGGGGAAAUUAAAGUUUAAAAUUGCCCGGGUAAAGAAUGGUUUAAAUGGAACUAGGUGGAAGGAGCUGGCUUCGAAUGUUGCGAUAGAUGAUAACACAGGAUGCACCAGCGACUCGCAGGAAAAUGGAUCUCCACUCUUCGGCUUAAUGUCGGAAAAUGGAAACUGGAAGAGAGAGUUUGGGAUAAUAUACCGGCAUCUUUAAUGGCUUGGUCUGUUCUGCGGAAACUCUUGAUGUCAGGUCACAUUGAGUUUCUUCUGGAGGGAGAAAUAUGAACAAAGUCGAGGUGCCUUGAUCUCGAGGUGACCAGACCAGACCAGCCCCAAGUUAGAGUGGUUCGAUGCGUUGCCUUUGGUGUUGGCUAAACCUGCUACACUGGAGACUCGGCAUGAGAUGGGAUGAUCUUUAGAUUAGGAGUUACAAGUAUAUAUCUUUGAGAAAUAACAGGCAAAUCUUCUACUGUGACGAGAGUGGGACUACAGGUCUAGGUACUGUCGUAUAUGUCUUAUGAAAUUCUGGUCCCUCCAUUACUCCAAGUGAGCCCAAUAGUCAUUGUGAGAUAUUUAGGGCGGUUUGGUUUGGUAAUUUGAUUUUAGAAUCAUGAUUUUGAUUUUAA
Molecule: messenger RNA, 1653 nt
Organism: Punica granatum (pomegranate)
Lineage: Eukaryota; Viridiplantae; Streptophyta; Magnoliopsida; Myrtales; Lythraceae
Source: RefSeq, a predicted model, not a curated record